AUGACAGACUCAAUCGCCGCGGCCAAACUAGCCCUUUAUAUCAUAUUGGCUCAACCUGCCAUAUACUGCCUCUUCAAACAUGGAAAAACUGGUUUUAUUGGCUGGUUAUACGUGCAAAUCUUUUGCGUCCUCCGAAUCACCACAGGCGGUAUUGGUCUUCACGGCGCCAGUAGCUCUACCGGAACAGUUAUUCUCAACAGUAUUGGUCUUUCACCUUUACUGCUCGCAGCUUCUGGUAUCUUGCACGAAGCUCGACGAGCCACAAAUCCUCGACUUAAUCGACGGUUCGAUAUUGUCCUUGAAGUUCAGUAUCAUGCUUUGGUUGGUGCCGCUAUGGCACUCAUCAUCGUGUCGGUGAUCAAUCUCCAAAAAGGCAAAGAUGUUUCAAAGAACGAGACUCUUCUCCAUGUUGCAUCUGCAAUUAUCGCACUAGCAUGGGUUUUGCUUGCUGUCUGGUCCUUGUGGUCCCUUGGCAAAACUAGAUCAUCUAGAAACGGCGCCGUACCUUCUCUCCGUGAUGGUAUGCUGCUCUUGUAUGCAGUCUUCAUCGCUCUUCCCCUUCUUGGUCUCCGCCUCAGCUACGCGAUUGCCUUUCUCCAACUCCAGAUCUCAAACCCAAGCUCAGGUUUCCUGUCUUCAAAAGCAGUCGAAGUGUGUCUUGGCCUGGUACCUGAGCUACUAGUCACAGUUAUCUUUGUUGCUGUUGGUGUCAAGACUCGGAAUAUUAAACAUGAUAUCAAGAAGCUGGACUUUUCGAAGCCCAUUGGAGAAAACCACGAAUUUCGAGGUCAGACUGCACAUGCUUAG
Fusarium pseudograminearum CS3096 is the source of this 807-nucleotide messenger RNA. RefSeq lists its product as uncharacterized. Lineage: Eukaryota; Fungi; Ascomycota; Sordariomycetes; Hypocreales; Nectriaceae. Bases 1 to 807 code for a protein of 268 amino acids. The record is from RefSeq and is a predicted model, not a curated record. The transcript has 3 exons.